AAACGUACAAAUUAUAUUGAACAGUGGUCGUUUUUUAAACAUUCAUUUGAUCGGAAUGAAAGUGGUAGAAAAAUGUCAAGGUAUUUGUAAAAAGUACUAUAACACGAAAUAUGUGUUUCGUUUAUUUCUUAAUGUUGGCAGGCCGCCUAUCGAUUCUCCCCACGUACACACCUCCUCUUCAGUCAUCGAUUGCACUUUUUGCACCUGCCAUUUUUUUUCCAGAGUAAUGAGAGCCUCAUCUCGAAUCAGUAGCACGAGGGUGCAGUAAAACAGGCCUGACCUGCGAGACCACCCUCACCCUCUUCGUCUCAAUGAAUCUUUCAUAUUCAAUACCAUUCGAAAAUUUCUGAAGUGUCUCCUGCAAGUAAGAAAGAAAAAGACAAAGAGAGGUACACUUGAGGAGCCAAAGUGUGCAACGAGGAAGGAACAACGCCGCCAUCAGUAAGAAAGAAAAGGAGGGAAAAAGACAGACGUAGAAGAAGGUGAAAGUAAGAGAGAGAGACGGACAGAGGGUGGGUGGUGGGGGGCUCUCGGUUUUAAGAGAGAGAGGGAGAGAGAGGAGGUCGAAGGGAGUCGAGCGAGGAGAAUGACGGAUAGCCAGCAGCAGUUUUGCUUGCGUUGGAACAACUUUCAAGCUAAUAUCACCAGCCAAUUCGAGGCCCUCAGGGAUGACGAGGACUUCGUCGAUGUCACCUUAGCCUGCGACGGUAGGCGUCUCCAGGCGCACAAGGUUGUCCUCUCCGCGUGCAGCCCUUACUUCAAGGAGUUGUUCAAGACAAACCCAUGCAAACAUCCAAUAAUAUUCAUGCGUGAUGUGGAAUUUGAACAUCUGCAGUCACUUUUGGAGUUCAUGUAUGCUGGAGAGGUUAACAUAUCUCAAGCAGAAUUGCCUACAUUUCUAAGAACUGCUGAGUCUUUACAAAUCCGUGGCCUCACUGACUCUCAAAAUAAUCAGCACAACAACGAAAAGCAUUUGAAGACAAACAACAUACACGCAUCAAAUGGCCGUGGGCUGAUCUCACCAAAUUUGGAGGAGGAUCGUAGUAAAACUCCACCAACCUCGAGUCCUCCACCACUAAAAAGGCUGUGCAAACGAAGUGAUUCGCCUCAAAUAUCUAGUCCAGUACCAGCUGCGGCGGCCUGUGCAACUGGAACGCCACGCACACGGCCAUUAAUUGAGCCACAGGUUCAACUUGACUGUUAUAAAGAUCUCGAUAUUGUUGAGCCAAAAAUAGAAUUACCAGAAUAUGGAAGCGAUGAUGAUUGUUCUCCAAAACAGGAGGUCAACACACUGCCAAGUGGUUUUCUUAGCCUUGAUGGUGGCAUGGAAGUUUUGCCAUCUUAUCCACCUUCCUAUCAAGGUGGAGGAGCAGGAGGAGGAGGAGGUGGAGGAGGGGGUGGAGGAUCGUUAGAAGGUGGGAUGCCAGGACCAUCUCAUGCUAGUAAUACGGAAUUAAAUCAAGAGCAACAAGCUGACCUACGCAAACUGCACUCGCUGGACCCACGCCCCUGUCCUGUCUGCAACCGCAUGUACAGUAACUUGUCGAACCUACGUCAGCACAUGCGUCUGAUCCACAACCCUCAGAGUGUCACAUGCCCCCUCUGUAACAAGCCAUUCAAGACCAAGCUCUACCUGAAACGCCACCUGGUCAGCUUCCAUGAGCUCAGCGUGGCAGACAGGCAUCGUCAGGAAGAAAUCUACCAACAGCAACAGCCUAAAGCUCAACAACAGACUGGAGCGCAAACUCAUCUACAAAUCCAGGCACAACAAACAGAUACAGUUAAAUCCUUUUCUGCGCCCAGAGUUUCUAUGGAAGAGGGUACAGCUACGGUAACUCUGGAGAACAAAUCAAGAGUAUUCCAAGAUGGUGCUUAUGAGGUCAAUCAGACCAAUGCUGAAUCGAAGCACUUUCAAAGCAGCAUGAUGCAGUUUGAUACUGCAUACCACUAAUGCGCCUUAGUUUCUUCGGCCCAUUUGUGAUAGCUUUUUGGUUGAGUAGGUUUAAUACCAGUAAUUUCUGGUAACUACAAUAUAAUAUAGUCUUUUGAAGAAAGGUGCAGUGAAGAGAUUAAGAGUUUGUGUUGUGAUGGAGAGUACUAAAGAUUUAUAGAAUUAUUAAUUGAUCAUUUUUUAUAAAAUUACUUAUCAACUAUUGUUUUUAUAUCAAGUGCUUAAGUUUAUAAGCCGUACUUUUGUUAUUAUUAUUAUUAUUUUUUUUUUUUGAAACAAAAUUUCAAGAUUUUUAGUUUAUUUGCAGUAAGUGAUAGAAUAGUAACAACAUAGAAGUCUUUAGAGUACAAACAAAGAAUUUAAGGAAUUUGAAUGAAUGAAAUGAAAGAUAAAA
Messenger RNA from Frieseomelitta varia, 2345 nucleotides. RefSeq names its product zinc finger and BTB domain-containing protein 12-like. The coding region runs from base 587 to 1951 and encodes 454 amino acids. Gene Ontology annotation, biological process: regulation of transcription by RNA polymerase II. Gene Ontology annotation, molecular function: DNA binding; protein binding. Gene Ontology annotation, cellular component: nucleus. The transcript has 6 exons. NCBI's taxonomy places the organism in Eukaryota, Metazoa, Arthropoda, Insecta, Hymenoptera, Apidae. The record is from RefSeq and is a predicted model, not a curated record.